Oncorhynchus tshawytscha (Chinook salmon) is the source of this 3788-nucleotide messenger RNA. RefSeq names its product SVOP-like (gene svopl). The coding region runs from base 1935 to 3719 and encodes 594 amino acids. Gene Ontology annotation, biological process: transmembrane transport. Lineage: Eukaryota; Metazoa; Chordata; Actinopteri; Salmoniformes; Salmonidae. Gene Ontology annotation, molecular function: transmembrane transporter activity. The transcript is spliced from 17 exons. Gene Ontology annotation, cellular component: membrane. The record is from RefSeq and is a predicted model, not a curated record.
ACACACACACACAUUAUAUCUGCAAAUCCAUAUAUAUAUAUAUAUAGCUCUUUUCAGUAGGUGUCAAAAGACUUGACAUAGGUUAGCCCCAUCGCAUCCACCACCAAUGUGACCUUCUGCGGCAGAACAAAGGCAUUUCUGGGGUGAUGAUUGACUCUGUCAAAUUGUGAUAGUGUUUCUCUUGUGAUUGGAAUAGGAAUGAUUGUAUACAAUGGUAUGAACAUCGACAAACGUGUUGCAAAGGUGAUUUUGAAUUUGGGGAUUUUGAUGGGGUGGUUUAUAGCGAGUGAAAAACACUAUGUCUAAUUUCCCCCAAAUGGCUUCCUUUCUUCAUCUCCUUUCCUUGGUCAGCUCUUAUCCAACUGGAUGUAAAGGUGAACCUCUCGAAGGAGGUGGAUCUAGGAAACAAUGCUAUUUAGGACAAAUCGACAUAUACUAUACUGUAGUAGUUGGUGGGUUUGGUGGUGGUUAUGAAGUGCUCUUUGUCUCCAUCUGCUGGUGGUAUGGCUGCAUGGCUGGCUUCCAUCUCUGCUUCAGGCUGUUUUCUCUGUGGUCUUGUUGGGUUUGUUCAAUGGUCAGUAAUGUGUGGGUUUGUGCAGGGGAGAGAAGGUUUGCCCAUACAGCUCUGUGCUCUAGCUAUCUACAGCAUGUUGACUACGUUUGAGGCUUCGGCUAGCUAGCUAUUAGUGAUGUGACAGUUAAUUGUUGUCUUCUCUCAGGCAUGCUGCUAAAAUAAGAAGAAAACAAAUAAACAAAAGUUCAACUGAAGAGUUGUAACACAAGUAAAGAGUGAGAAGUGCCAUCCGAACAUGAUCCAUCCAAGCACAUAACACAUCAUAAUAAUCAAGCAGUAGAAAAUAUACAGUAUGUUGGUGUUAUUCUCUUGUUUUGCUUUUUCUAAUAAUAUUUUUGAACCUAAAUGAAAAUUGAUAACAAUAAAUAUAGUAUAUAAAAGAAAAUGAAUAUAAGCGUAAAAUAUGUCAAACUAUUUUAUCUGUGAUUGCUAAAUUAUAUGGACAGUCCUUCUGUUGGAAGGCUAACACAUCAUCUUCCCUGUGGACCAAUCCUGAUUCAGAACUCUUCAUCUGCUGGGACUUAUAACCUUCCUGAUUGGACCUAGUACAUGUCAAUAAGGCUGUGGGAUUAUACGGAGAGUAGAGUCACAGAUGUGUGUGCGCGGACGACAAACCGAUUCACCUGGUGCUACUAAGUAACUUACAAUAACAGACCCCUCUCUCCCUCUGUACAGGGGGUUGGAGUGUGUUGAUGUCUCCUCAGUCUAACAGCAUCUCUCACACAGCCCAUACCGACAUGGGGAGCACAGACACACACUGAUGUUGAUUGAUAUUCCUAUCUAAAAAGAUAGGAUUCUCUUGUCACUUCAAGCUGUGGACUUUGAGUAGCUGCGGGCGUCUCAUGAAUGUUUCAUAGAUCUGUGUUUUCUAGAUCUGCGUUUCAUAGUUCUGUGUUUUCUAGAUCUGUGAUUCUCUGUGUGUGUCUCCAGAGUGUCAGAGCAGGUGUGUUGUUGGCCCUGAUAUCAUAUGCCUAUACUCUGUCCCCAGAGGGUAUGUGUUUUGUUUACCUUUGAGACUGGGGCGGGCUCAUCUAUAGGCCACACCAUGGGGUGUGUCUUUGUAGUAGACGCUCGGGUGUAUUAAAUGUCAGACCAGGGUGGGGUUCCUGCCCGACUAGAUUCACAGACACUGCAUUGCGUCAACCAAUGGUCGCAUGCCACGUCAUCGACUGCUCAGUCAAAAAUCACAUGUUGUGGUUAACUGGUAUGUUAAACACCUAUCCAGCUGUUGUGAGGUCUGGCAUGUGUCUGCAAUGUUGUUGGGCAGGACCACCAAUACCUGUUUUUACAGCUCUCUCACCUUCCCACUCUUCGUACCUCUCUCCUUCUGAGCUGCAUCCCCGUGGUGGAUUGAGUCUGAAUGAUGUGUAAAUCAAACAUUAAAGAAAUGUGUUUAAACUCAGCCUUUGCUGUCUUCAGCUUUUUUUCUCUACAAAAGUGUAAUGAUAGUAUUUUAGUUGCUGGUACCUUUUUGUUGUUGUCAAGACUGGCUAAGGCUUACAGCUUUGCUCUCACCAACACACACCGGCAGAUAUCUAUCUCAACAAUACCAGUGUCUAUGGGCAGUGUAGGGAGACAGAGGAGGUCCUCCAUGAAGACUCAGCUGGUUAGUGCCAUCCAGCUAGAGGAAGUGGAGAUGGAGGUCAAUAACCCUCACCAAGAGGUCAACAGCCUUUACCAAGAGAUCAACAAACCACACCAAGAGGUCAACAGCCUUUACCAAGAGAUCAACAAACCACACCAAGAGGUCAAAGAGCCGCAGACGUACAGUGUGGAGGAAGCGGUGGAGACCAUCGGCUUUGGUCGCUUCCAUAUUCUGUUGUUCAUCAUCAUGGGCAGUGCCAGCAUAGCGGAGGCCAUGGAGAUCAUGUUGCUGGCCGUGGUGUCUCCUGAGAUCCGCUGUGAAUGGCAUCUGGACGACUGGGAGGUGGCUCUGGUCUCCACGAUGGUGUUUGCAGGGUUCAUGGUGUGUGGAGUGCUGAGUGGAUACGUGGCCGAUAGAUAUGGACGCUGGAAGGUGGUGUUUGGAGGUUCUUUGUGGGCAGCGUAUUUCUCCCUGCUCACCUCCUUCUCUCCGUCCUACGGAUGGUUCAUCUUCCUUCGCCUAAUGGUGGGCUGUGGCGUGGCCGGGUGCUCCCAGGGGUUUGUCCUAAAGACCGAGUUUAUCCCUGCAAGCUACAGAUCCUACCUACUACCUCUCGCCUCAAUCUUCUGGAUGGUAGGCUCCAUGCUCAUCAUCCUGCUGGGUAUGACUGUGGUUCCAACGCUGGGCUGGCGUUGGAUGAUCCGCCUGUCCGUCAUCCCCAGUGUCAUCCUCCUCCUUCUCUUCCAGCUUAUCCCGGAGUCGGCUCGCUACAACGUGUCAGCAGGGAACGUGCAGGCUGCCGUGGAAACACUCCAGCGUAUUGCCAGGAUGAACAGGGCCUCCAUGCCACCAGGGAGCCUCGUGGAACCUGUGGUGAAAGACAGGGGCAGUUGGCGCCUCCUGGUCAGUCCAGCAUUCAGGAGGACCUCCCUACUACUGUGGUACUCAUGGUUUGUGGCGUCCUUCUCCUACUAUGGCUCUGUGUUGAGCAGCUCUGAGCUGCUGGAGAAGAACCUGCUGUGUGUGACAGACGCUGACGCAGAGCACCAGCAGAAACACAGCCAUCCAGAGGACGGGCUGUGCUACUGCAUUCCCUUCGGCUUUAGCGACUACCAGACCCUCCUCAUCAGCUGUCUAGGGGAGGUUGCCCUCAUCCCUCUGAAUAUAUUCCUGUUGAACGUGUUUGGGAGGAAGUUGAGCAUGGUUCUGCUGGAGCUCAUGGCAGCUCUGUUCUUCAUGCUGGUCAACAUUUGCUCUACUAUGUUUGGUUUUACCAUUUUGCUGUUCCUGAUCAGGUCUCUGGUCUCCAUGAAUUUCAAUGUUGUUUAUAUUUAUACUGCGGAGGUGUACCCGACUGCGGUGCGUUCUCUCGGGAUGGGUUUCUGCACUUCUUUCAGCCGCAUCGGAGGCAUGAUCGCCCCCUUCAUAGCACAGGUGUUGAUGUCACACUCAGUGAUUUUAGCUUUGCUGCCAUUUACUGUGGCCUGUGUGCUUUGUGCCGUUGGAGCCUUUCUACUGCCUAUCGAGACAAAGGGACGAGCACUACUGCAAAGUUCCUGACUGUGUGCAUGUGAUUCUCAACACAUUCAUGUCAUUGCAUAUUUACACAUUAAAAGUUGUAUACUUUGA